Messenger RNA from Procambarus clarkii (red swamp crayfish), 2457 nucleotides. NCBI's taxonomy places the organism in Eukaryota, Metazoa, Arthropoda, Malacostraca, Decapoda, Cambaridae. The record is from RefSeq and is a predicted model, not a curated record.
AUGCAACACUCCCGCCCUCCUCAAGACAACAACGCAACACUCCCGCCCUCCUCAAGACAACAACGCAACACUCCCGCGCUCCUCAAGACAACAACGCAACACUCCCGCCCUCCUCAAGACAACAACGCAACACUCCCGCCCUCCUCAAGACAACAACGCAACACUCCCGCGCUCCUCAAGACAACAACGCAACACUCCCGCCCUCCUCAAGACAUCAACGCAACACUCCCGCCCCCCUCAAGACAACAACGCAACACUCCCGCCCUCCUCAAGACUACAACGCAACACUCCUGCCCUCCUCAAGACAACAACGCAACACUCGCGCUCCUCAAGACAACAACGCAUCACUCCCGCCUUCCUCAAGACAUCAACACAACACUCCCGCCCCCCUCAAGACAACAACGCAACACUCCCGCCCUCCUCAAGACAUCAACGCAACACUCCCGCCCCCUCAAGACAACAACGCAACACUCCCGCCCUCCUCAAGACAUCAACGCAACACUCCCGCCCCCCUCAAGACAACAACGCAACACUCCCGCCCCCCUCAAGACAUCAACGCAACACUCCCGCCCUCCUCAAGACAACAACGCAACACUCUCGCGCUCUUCAAGACAACAACGCAACACUCCCGCCCCCCUCAAGACAUCAACGCAACACUCCCGCCCUCCUCAAGACAACAACGCAACACUCUCGCGCUCUUCAAGACAACAACGCAACACUCCCGCCCUCCUCAAGACAACAACGCAACACUCCCGCCCCCCUCAAGACAUCAACGCAACACUCCCGCCCUCCUCAAGACAACAACGCAACACUCCCGCCUUCCUCAAGACAUCAACGCAACACUCCCGCCCUCCUCAAGACAACAACGCAACACUCCCGCCCCCUCAAGACAUCAACGCAACACUCCCGCCCCCCUCAAGACAUCAACGCAACACUCCCGCCCUCCUCAAGACAUCAACGCAACACUCCCGCCCCCCUCAAGACAUCAACGCAACACUCCCGCCCUCCUCAAGACAACAACGCAACACUCUCGCGCUCUUCAAGACAACAACGCAACACUCCCGCCCUCCUCAAGACAUCAACGCAACACUCCCGCCCUCCUCAAGACAACAACGCAACACUCCCGCCCUCCUCAAGACAACAACGCAACACUCCCGCCCUCCUCAAAACAUCAACGCAACACUCCCGCCCUCCUCAAGACAUCAACGCAACACUCCCGCCCUCCUCAAGACAACAACGCAACACUCCCGCCCUCCUCAAAACAUCAACGCAACACUCCCGCCCUCCUCAAGACAUCAACGCAACACUCCCGCCCUCCUCAAGACAUCAACGCAACACUCCCGCCCUCCUCAAGACAACAACGCAACACUCCCGCCCUCCUCAAGACAACAACGCAACACUCCCGCCCUCCUCAAAACAUCAACGCAACACUCCCGCCCUCCUCAAGACAUCAACGCAACACUCCCGCCCUCCUCAAGACAACAACGCAACACUCCCGCCCUCCUCAAGACAUCAACGCAACACUCCCGCCCUCCUCAAGACAACAACGCAACACUCCCGCCCUCCUCAAGACAACAACGCAACACUCUCGCGCUCUUCAAGACAACAACGCAACACUCCCGCCCUCCUCAAGACAUCAACGCAACACUCCCGCCCUCCUCAAGACAACAACGCAACACUCCCGCCCUACUCAAGACAACAACGCAACACUCUCGCGCUCUUCAAGACAUCAACGCAACACUCCCGCCCUCCUCAAGACAUCAACGCAACACUCCCGCCCUCCUCAAGACAACAACGCAACACUCCCGCCCUCCUCAAAACAUCAACGCAACACUCCCGCCCUCCUCAAGACAUCAACGCAACACUCCCGCCCUCCUCAAGACAACAACGCAACACUCCCGCCCUCCUCAAGACAACAACGCAACACUCCCGCCCUCCUCAAAACAUCAACGCAACACUCCUGCCCUCCUCAAGACAUCAACGCAACACUCCCGCCCUCCUCAAGACAACAACGCAACACUCCCGCCCUCCUCAAAACAUCAACGCAACACUCCCGCCCCCCUCAAGACAUCAACGCAACACUCCCGCCCUCCUCAAGACAACAACGCAACACUCUCGCGCUCUUCAAGACAUCAACGCAACACUCCCGCCCUCCUCAAGACAUCAACGCAACACUCCCGCCCUCCUCAAGACAACAACGCAACACUCCCGCCCUCCUCAAAACAUCAACACAACACUCCCGCCCUCCUCAUGACAACAACGCAACACUCUCGCGCUCCUCAAGACAACAACGCAACACUCUCGCGCUCCUCAAGACAACAACGCAACACUCCCGCCCUCCUCAAGACAUCAACGCAACACUCCCGCCUUCCUCAAGACAACAACGCAACACAACCUCGUCAAGACGUUGAUUCAUCACAAUUAACCCCACACACAAUGAUUGUGAGGACAUCAUAA